This is a messenger RNA of Vigna unguiculata (cowpea), 1097 nucleotides long. RefSeq lists its product as uncharacterized. NCBI's taxonomy places the organism in Eukaryota, Viridiplantae, Streptophyta, Magnoliopsida, Fabales, Fabaceae. The record is from RefSeq and is a predicted model, not a curated record.
UAAGAAAUUGAAAAAACUAUGAUACGAAUGAGCUCAAACAAGUCUACAAGAAGUAAAGAGAGGGACGGGAAAGUAAAAUAAGAGUAAUUCGCUCUGAAUAUAAAUACAUAAAUGGGGACGCUGAACAUGCCCUAACGUCGUCGUCUGGCGACGGCGCAAUCCCUAAGUCAAAACCUCAACGGCUCAGCUCGAAAAGAAUGGCCACUCAAGAAAACGAGGAAGAGGAGAUAAUAAACCCCUUCACAAUGCUGCUCCUAGAGGAUCACGACAAACACGGAACCUCCACUACCCUACACGACGCUGCACCCAAUCACCACCUGCUCCAGAACCAUUUUCUCUCUUCGAUUCAAUCAACGCUCACCAUUCGUCAGUUACCUUCCGAGGGCCUCUCCUUCCAGCUCUGGCCCGCCGCCACCUCUCUCGUCUCCCUACUCGAUCGCUACCGCGCCGACCCUUCGUCCAGCCCUCUCUCCGCCGCGCUCAACGGCCGUCUCAGGAUCCUCGAGCUCGGCUCCGGCACGGGCAUCGUGGGAAUCGUCGCCGCCGCAACUCUGGGCGGCCACGUGACCCUGACGGACCUUCCUCACGUGGUUCCCAAUCUGAAAUUCAACGCGGACGCGAACGCGGGGGUGGUGGGGCCCAGAGGCGGGGAGUUAACCGUUGCACCUCUGAGGUGGGGCCACGCUGAUGACGUGGAAGCGAUCGGACGCGAUUUCGAUCUUAUUGUAGCGUCGGAUGUAGUGUAUCACGAUCACCUUUAUGAUCCUCUGCUCGAAACGAUGCGUUUGAUGAUGCUAACAGAGGAGGGUGCGGUGAGAGAGGGGAAGGAGAAGAUGGCGUUUUUGAUGGCGCACUUGAGAAGGUGGAAGAAGGAAUCGGCGUUUUUCAGGAAGGCAAAGAAGCACUUUCAUGUUGAUGUUUUGCAUACUGAUCCUCCUUGUGAUGGAUCUAGGGUUGGCGUAGUUGUUUACCGUUUCGUUGGGAAGGGUAGUUAGGUAGGUCCGUGGAUUCUAUCAUCAAGAUUGUGUAAUGGAGUUUGUUCAGGAAAUUGUUCAUUGCAAGGGAUCUUUUAUCUCGUGAUUUUUUUGUUUUUUCUA